AUGCCACAUUCUCUCUUUUCUCCCGACAAAGCUCUCAGUGAAGACCAGCGUUCUCCGAAAAAAAUGGAGGUUCUAUGGGCCCAUGUACCCUGUUUGAACUUUAGUGGAGCCAAUUUCAAGGAAGAAGGAACACAAGCCUCAGACAUCAUCCAUAGGGUUAUAUUGCGGCACAAGGCAAAAAGAAUGGAUACUUUAACACUCGAUCUCGUCAAGUGCAACGAGUAUCAACUGGAGACAUUGAUUACAACCGCCAUUGACCGCAGUAUCCGGAAUAUUUAUCUCGAACUUUACUUGCAUACAUUCCCUCGAUACAUCUUCAACUGCAAAACCAUUGUCGACUUGAAGCUUGAUUUCUGUCGAGCGUCACUCUCUGAUGUGGGUAAUGUCUCAUUGCCUAGCCUCAAGAAGUUUCAUGUUUCUAAUGUUGUGUGCGAGAAUGAUGAAGCUCUCCCUCACUUUCUCUCCGGCUGUCCGUCCCUUGAGGAGUUGAAUAUGGCGUUCACAUCUGUGAAAGAAAAUGAUUAUGCGGGCUGCAUAAAUAUAUCAUCACCCACAAUAAAGACGCUUGAGCUUGAUCUUUACGAUUUGACUUGUCCAUCUAACCUUAAAUAUAGGAUGAUACUAAAUGCCCCGGCCCUUAGGUAUCUUCAAGUGGAUGGCUGUGACUCGGAGUGUAUAACAGUUCCUAUAACCAUGGUCUCUUUAGUUGAGGCGGGUAUCUGCUUACAAAGUUACAAUUCCACGUUGAUGAAGUUUCUUCAUUCUCUGUGUCAUGUAAAGUGCCUAAAGAUAUCAGGUUGGGAAUUCGAGGAGUUUGUUGAUAGAGGAGUUGCUUUUCCAACUGUAAAGUAUGAUAAUUUAACCAAACUUCAACUCCUAUUGGACUUCAAAUGGAGUUUGCUUGUGAAGUUCCUUGAAGUUGCUGAUAAUCUUCAAGUCCUUAUUUGUCAGCAGGGUUAUCAUGGAAGGGGAAUGUUGUGUCGGGAGCCCGAACAAGUGCCUAAAUGCCUAUUAUCCUGUCUAAGAACUAUAACAAUUAAGUGGAUGCGGUCCAAAGAGCAUGAAUUUGACAUGGUAAGAUAUUUUUUGAGGAACUCUCGAGUAUUGAAGAGGAUGGAUCUAUGGUAUGAAUGUAUUGAUCUGAAAAUGAAAUUCCAAGCGCUUAAGAGAAUUUCAUUGUUUGAGCGAGGAUCCGAUGCAUGUCAGCUUGACUUCCUUUCGGAUUCUGAUUCUGAGUGA
Striga hermonthica is the source of this 1239-nucleotide messenger RNA. The record is from the annotation of a GenBank genome assembly. Lineage: Eukaryota; Viridiplantae; Streptophyta; Magnoliopsida; Lamiales; Orobanchaceae.